Molecule: messenger RNA, 2273 nt
Organism: Symphalangus syndactylus (siamang)
Lineage: Eukaryota; Metazoa; Chordata; Mammalia; Primates; Hylobatidae
Gene: C23H6orf47
Product: chromosome 23 C6orf47 homolog
Source: RefSeq, a predicted model, not a curated record
UCGUCCUGGUGCAGCUGCUUCCGGGCUCCGCGGCUCCCGGCGGCUCCCCGAGGCCGCGGUCCCCGCGCACAGCGCCCGGACGCGUGGGUCCCGAAGUAGGCCCGAGCUUUGCUUCGCGACCGGGGAUCUCCGAGGACAUCUUAGUUCUGACCUUGCGGAGGCCGCGUCUCCGCUGCGUGUUCGCGGGCCAGUCGGGCCACUUUCUAGAAAUCAUAGCCCUCUAAAUCAAGGGACGAACGCUGCUGGCUGGAGUUUGCUGGACACUUUCAUUCCACCUCCUAACAAAGAGAAUUCCUAUUCCUCGAGGUCCCUUGGGGCAGCAGUUAAAGACUACACGAUCCAGGAGCACCUAGGACCUGGGGCCACCUUCCUGCCUGCUUUAUUGGAUGGAGCACUGCCUCCCCAGUUUCUGGGACACCUUGGGGUGUGGUCUUGAACUGAAGAGGAAGCAAACCACUUGCCACACUUGAGGCUGCAUGACCAUUCAGAGAAGGGAGGAGCCACUUCUGAAUUCAGAGUGGGACUGCAUCACCAGGCAAAUACCUGUUCUGAGCCAGAAAGACUGACUUCUGAGGCGAUCCUGAGAGUCUGAGUAGUGCCAGGAAGCAGCCUCAGAAUUUGGGGGCCCAUUAGCCACCCCAGCCAUGUUCCUGCGACGGCUUGGUGGCUGGCUACCUCGCUCUUGGGGCCGCCGGAAACCAAUGAGGCCUGACCCGCCUGACCCAGAACCCAGAUGGGUGGACAGCUCCUCAGAGAAUUCAGGAAGUGACUGGGAUAGUGCCCCAGAAACCAUGGAAGAUGUGGGGCAUCCCAAGACCAAGGACUCGGGGGCAUUGAGGGUUUCUAGGGCUGCUUCCGAACCAAGCAAGAAGCCCCAAGUUGAGCAGCUAAGGAGGAAAAGAAUGGAUUCCCUCAAGUGGGACCAGCCUAUCUCUAGCACUCAAGAGUCUGGGAGACUGGAGGCUGGAGGGGCCAGUCCCAAACUCGGAUGGGAUCAUGUGGAUUCAGGUGGCACCAGGAGACCAGAGGUGUCCCCUGAAGGGGGACUGAGCAUCCCUGGGCCAGGAGCCCCAUUGGAGAAAACUGGUAGGCGUGAGAAGCUGUUGGGCUGGCUGCGGGGGGAACCAGGAACUCCCUCCCGGUACUUGGGGGGCCCAGAGGAGUGUCUGCAGAUCUCCACCAACCUGACCCUGCAUCUGCUGGAGCUGCUGGCCUCUGCCCUGCUGGCCCUGUGCUCACGACCACUGCGGGCAGCCUUGGACACACUGGGCCUGCGUGGACCGCUGGGCCUCUGGUUACAUGGCCUACUGUCCUUCCUGGCUGCCCUGCAUGGGCUCCAUGCUGUUCUGAGCCUACUUACUGCCCACCCUUUGCACUUUGCCUGCCUCUUUGGUCUCCUGCAGGCCUUGGUGCUGGCUGUCAGCCUCCGGGAGCCCAGUGGGGAUGAGGAGGCCACUGACUGGGAGAGUGAGGGGUUGGAGAGGGAGGGUGAGGAGCAGAGGGGAGACCCGGGAAAGGGGCUGUGACCAUGGGGUGGGGUGGGGGCAAAGGGUGAAGAGAGUGUGGGCUUUAGGAGAAAAGUGUGAGGCAUGACCCAAAUUGUAAGCAUAGGGACCUCAGGGAUGGGGAAGAAACCCCAGAGUAUGAGGGUGCAGGGCCCCCCUUCAUACACAGGAGAGAACAGAGCUAUUUAGGGUGUUUGUGUUUAUGGACAGUGAGGGCACUGCCCUUGGAUUCACCAGCUGUUAUUUUUGCUUUUACUUUUCUCCCACCUUCAGUUUUUUGUUUUUUUUUUCCACUUCCACUUUUUAGAAGCCAAAAAAAAAAAAAAAAAAAAGUGUGGUGGUGGAGAACAAAGACCAAAGGGUCCUCUCUACCUUUCAAAACUCUCCUGGGGUGGAGGAGACCAGGGCAGGAUAGACAGACCUCUGCAGUAAGAGAGUGGUUGAGAAACCCAGGAUGUUCCUUGGAUCUCAGGAUCUGAGCCAUCGAGGGAAGAGUGGGGCUGCUAGGCAAGUGGAUUAGGGGGUCUGGAUAGGGCCCCACAGGUGACAGGGAGCCUGCAGGGCGGAUCUGGUGAUCAUGGGAGCCAGAGGGAGUGGUGACAGUGCAGGCAGUAUUGGCAGGAGGGCCAGUGCAGAAGGGCUGGUAGCUCAGGCAGCGUGGGGGAAGCACUGAAGCCUGUAGUCCCCACUUGGGGGCUAAGGGUUUGCUCACUCAGCAAUAAAUAAUUGUGUCACAUCAAAUCCUAAAUAUACCACUACAAAGUGAGA